This is a messenger RNA of Nothobranchius furzeri (turquoise killifish), 2668 nucleotides long. RefSeq names its product lipase, endothelial (gene lipg). The record is from RefSeq and is a predicted model, not a curated record. Gene Ontology annotation, biological process: triglyceride catabolic process; fatty acid biosynthetic process. Lineage: Eukaryota; Metazoa; Chordata; Actinopteri; Cyprinodontiformes; Nothobranchiidae. Gene Ontology annotation, molecular function: protein binding; lipoprotein lipase activity.
AUCUGGACACAGCUUCAUCUUUUAUAUGCCCACACUUCCCAGUGUAAUUCCAGCAGUUGUGGGUUUGAAUCCCGCUGCCUCCCAGUGGACGUGUCCUUUUUAGGAGCGCCCCCAGGAGAGGGAGUCUAACGCCACGUCUGUGGGAACGUUUGGAAACUUGUUCCGCUGAUUUCGCGUUUUACUUUCGGCUCAGCUGAUCCCACUUUAGCCUGGUGAUCAAUUACCAACGCGUGGUGGGCAAACUGGGAGGCCAAUUCAGACUUUACUGUAAAAUAGAAAAACUAAAUGGCUUAAUUAAUGAAAUUACUCGCACCCGGUGAUCUUUUCUUAGAUGAGUUUAAUUUAGUCUGACUGUCCCAACAUCCACCCUCUCUGGCUCUCAUUCAGCUCUGAAGUGGCUCAGCUGUGGCAUGUUGGGUUAAUGGUUUGUCUUAAUUGGGUUCACCUGGACUUUGAAGACCAAAUUAAGACAAAAUGUUUGUUUUUUUCUGUGAAAAUGGCUUUAACUAAUGCGUUAAAACCCCUUUUUCUGUCAGAAUUUCCCUUUACUGGCACACUUUGGGCAUCAAGAGCUGCUGCAGCUGUAGGCGCUUUAGUUCUGGCUUCAGUCCAGCUACCAGAAGCUUCAAUUACUAGAGAACUGGAUGAACCGACUCCUCUUGGGGAAGAUGAGGGAUUCGAGUCGAACCGAGAGGCUCCACAUGGCGUGAUUAGGUAUAACAUGAGGAGGAGUCUGGAUCUGGAACAAGAGGGCUGCUACCUGCAGACUGGAAGGGAGGCCUGUUUAGUGGAGUGUGGCUUCAACGCUACAGCCAAGACGAUCUUCAUCAUCCACGGCUGGACGAUGAGCGGCAUGUUUGAAAGCUGGAUGCAGAAGCUUGUGUCGGCGGUGAUGGAGCGGGAGAAGGAAGCCAACGUGGUGGUGGUGGACUGGAUCCCGCUGGCGCAGCAGCUUUACCCGGACGCCGUCAACCACACGCACAGCGUGGGCCUCAACAUUGCUGCCUUGCUCAACUGGCUGCAGGAUGUGCUGCAGCUGCCUCUGGAGAACGUGCAUCUGAUUGGCUACAGUCUGGGCGCCCACGUUGCUGGCUAUGCAGGGAUGUUUGUGGACGGAACCAUUGGCAGAAUCACUGGUCUGGACCCAGCGGGACCCAUGUUUGAAGGUGCAGAGGAGCAUCAACGCCUGUCGCCAGACGACGCAGACUUUGUGGAUGUUCUGCACACCUACACUCGAGAGGCGUUGGGUGUGAGCAUUGGGAUCCAGCAGCCAAUUGGAGACAUCGACAUCUACCCCAACGGUGGAGAUGUGCAGCCUGGCUGUUCGUUUACUGAUGUGCUCGCAGUGGCAGGAAAUUUCAUGGAGGUGAUGAAGUGUGAGCACGAGCGAGCCGUGCACUUGUUUGUGGACUCCCUGAUGAACAAGGAGCACGCGAGCUACGCUUACCAGUGCACCGGUCCGGGUCGCUUCAAGAAGGGAGUCUGCCUCAGCUGCCGCAAAAACCGCUGCAACAACAUUGGCUACAACGCCAGGAAGAUGCGCAAGAGGAGGAACAGCAAAAUGUACCUGAAGACGCGAGCCAACACUCCAUUUGGAGGCUACCACUACCAGAUGAAGAUGCACGUGUUUGACAGGCAGGAGUCCAACAACGCCGAUCCCACCUUCUACGUGAAGCUGUACGGCGCCCACAGUGACACGGGAAAUAUCUUUGUUGUCCAUGAAGACCAAAUCGGCCUGAAUCUGACAAACACGUUCCUGGUGUUCACUGAGGAGGACAUCGGCGACUUGCUGAAGAUUCGUCUCAGCUGGGAGGGCCAGUCCGAGUCCUUCAGCUCCGUCUUCAAGUACUUUAAGUCCUCCUUGUGGAACUGGAACACCAAGGCUACCAAACCUGUACUGGAAGUUCGGCGGAUUCGCGUGAAAGCUGGAGAAACGCAGAAAAAGUUUACGUUCUGUGUAGAAGACCUUUCUAAAGCCCAAAUCUCACCUGGGGAGUCGUUAACUUUUGUGAAAUGUAGAGACGGCUGGGAAGUGAAACCAAGACAAAGGCUGCCCAUGUAACGACUCACACUAGCAAUCACCAAUGCACCGUCACCACGGGUGGACCCAUCGGGGAGGAGCGCCGCCUUCUCUCCAUUUGAGCACUUUCAUUGGAUCGGCACACGGUGUGGGGGGGCACGGGCUCAGUCUUCUGGACUCUGGAAUGUUUCUUCAAUUGGCUUUGGGGUCUGGAACCGGAGAAGGCUGCAAGUGGUGCCCAGGCUUGUGUUGGCAGCGGUCCGGUUGCGUUGAGGCUGAUGGACCGACUACAGAACGUUCCUGAAUGUGUGAAGUAGAGCACUGACCUGUGCCAGUGGGCGUGUCGGCAGUUAGUGGUAUAGAUGUACUGUAUGUAUUUUUUAAAUAUUUUAUUUAUAAAGCUAAAUUAAAAGCACUGCAAGACCAAGAUAAUUUAAUUGGCACAUCCCAUAAUGACCCAUGUUUGUUCCAGAUGCAGUAUUUGUGUGUUUGUGUGUGUCUGUGACCAAGAGUGGUCUUUCUGCUGAGAUUACUGAUGCACUGACCCGUCAGAUGUAAUAUAGCGUAGUGUUGAAGGCUCUUAUGGGGUGUGUCUGUACAUAAUGUAAAUAACUUUUUUGGGAAAAGAAAUAAAGUCAAAUGUUUAUA